GUAGUGACCCGGAAGUCUAAGCCUCCCUGCGGCUUGCUGUGUAUAUUGGUACUUUUUAAAACAAUUAGAUGUUCUCCCACUUUUCGCUUUCUGAGCCGAUACAGAGUAAACCCUGUGCUUCUUCAUUUUACACACAGUACGAAGUGUGGGUUGGUCCUUGUCCUUCGGAAGAGCCUUCCGGAAAUGAAACCCCGAGUAAUAGGAAGUGAUUAGCGUGAGCGAGUAGCUUAGGUGUCAGGAAGGCUUGGCCGGGCUGGCUUCCGACUGCCAGGGGAGUUUACAAGUUAGCUGGCUGCUGAGCGAGUGGAGAGCCUGAGGGGUGAGCACUGAGAUAAGGAUAUCGGAGGUCUUCGGUGGAAGUCUUAGAUUACAUUUUCACUAGUUAUGGAAAAAAUGACUGCCCUUAAAAGUUUUGAAAACAAAGGCGUCCUUACUUCGACCCCAAUCCGAGGAGCAGGAGAUGGAAUGGAAACAGAGGAGCCCCCUAAGUCUGUUGAAGUCACCCAUGGAGUCCAACCCAUAAAUCAACAUGUCCUUCCAAGUCCACGGAAGAAAGGCCCCUCAGAGAGCCCAGGCGUUCUUCAGCUGGGGAAGAUCCUUAAUGAAAGAACAGUGGAAGUGGAAGCUGUCCGAAUAUUUGUUCCAAAAGCUGCUAUCACUCACGACAUCCCCACCAAGAACACAAAGGUUAAGUCCCUAGGACCUCACCGAGAAGAACUUCACAAUCAGGCAGAGGUGGUCACAGACCCGCGGAAGGAACUCUCAGAGCUAAAGAAGGUUUUGGAAAAGCUCAAGAAUUCUGAAAGGAGGCUACUUCAGGACAAAGAAGGCCUUUCAAAUCAGCUCCGAGUACAGACAGAGAUAAAUCGGGAGUUAAAAAAGUUACUUGUGGCUUCUGUUGGGGAUGACCCGCAGUAUCACUUUGAACGUCUAGCCCGGGAGAAGAACCAGCUCAUCUUAGAAAACGAAGCACUAGGUCGGAACACAGCCCAACUUUCUGAACAGCUGGAACGGAUGUCAAUACAGUGCGAUGUUUGGAGAAGUAAAUUCCUUGCAAGCAGGGUAAUGGCAGAUGAAUUAACAAACUUCAGAGUAGUGUUGCAGCGUCAGAACCGAGAUGCCCAGAGCGCUAUUCAGGAUCUCCUGAGUGAACGGGAACAGUUUCGUCAGGAAAUGAUCUCUACCCAGAAAGUUUUGGAAGAACUCUUGGUGUCCUUACAGUGGGGGAGAGAGCAGACAUACUCCCCUAGCACACAGCCCCUCAGCACAGCAGACCUAGCACUCACUAACCACGGGCUGGCAGAAGCAAUCCAUGCUCAUCUGUUGGGGAAUGUUGGCAUUAGCCAUCAAAAGAAGAUUCCAGCAACAGUAGAAAUCUGCAGUACCCCAGCUGAGAAAAUGGCUGAAAAGGUUCUGCGGAUUUUGGAUCCAGUCGCCUGUACAGAAAGCUCUCCCGACAACCCUUUUUCUGAACCUUCACCAACCACAUUACUCACUACAAAGAAAAAUAUUGGACGUUUCCAUCCCUAUACCAGAUAUGAAAAUAUAACUUUCAAUUGCUGCAAUCAGUGCCAGGGAGAACUCAUUGCUCUUUAGCGUGUAGUCUAUUGGAGGUGUGCUCAGGACCCCACAGGCAUUAUUUGGGAGCCCGGAUUAUUAAGAUGCUAGAAAUAAAGUCAGUUCAUCUUUAUAUAAUACAUACCCAUGAAGCUAUUUCAUGUACUGGAUUCCAGAUUAUUUUUCUUAACAAAUAUCUCAGGGUAAGAAAGUAAAGCUUUAUAAAUAUAUUUAAAAGUUCAAAAUCCUUUCCAGUACUUAGUAUUUAUGCUAAAAAUCUAAAAAAGAUUGUGUAACUUUCUUUUAGGCCCUAUGUUAUCAUUCUGUUAUAAUUUUUAUAUAAACUGUAAACAGGUUUCAUUUUGGUGCAUAAAACAAAACCAGGCAAACUACAACCAUGUGUUGUAAAGGGAUGUGGCCAUAUCUGCCCCUGACCACUGUCUAGGCUGCUCUACCGGUCAGCAGCAGAGUCAGUGUGUGGCCAGCAAAGUCCGUCCCUUUAUAGAGCAAGUCUUCUAGUGUAGCUGGGUCCAGGAAAAAGGGAUUUGCAGUCCCUUUAUGGUCACAUUGUGGGGAUACAAGAGGCCUUCAGAAACACUGGGGUAAAGGGUUGAUCUUUCUAAACAAACAUGUUAAGAAAAUAAAAGGUAUUUUAGAGCUACAACAAAUGCUUCAAUGAGUGUUCCAUACCACCUGGUUUUGGCAGAGUGUUCUUUGCACGGUUGCAGUUUGACAGAGAAAGCUGAGUCCUAAUUACCAACUCAUGUUGACAUGUUCAGAACAGCAGGUGAACCUAGUUUGCUGAUAGAAUGAUGGAAGAAUGAUCUCUAGGGAAAAAAAAUGUACUCCAUCAAUUUGCAUAUACUAUUAAAUAUAUUGUAUAAUCUACCA
Messenger RNA from Mastomys coucha (southern multimammate mouse), 2448 nucleotides. It is a transcript of the gene Blzf1, whose product is annotated as basic leucine zipper nuclear factor 1. NCBI's taxonomy places the organism in Eukaryota, Metazoa, Chordata, Mammalia, Rodentia, Muridae. The transcript has 7 exons. Gene Ontology annotation, biological process: Golgi organization; Golgi to plasma membrane protein transport. Gene Ontology annotation, cellular component: Golgi membrane. Bases 385 to 1596 code for a protein of 403 amino acids. The record is from RefSeq and is a predicted model, not a curated record.